CAGGUGAAUAGUCAUAGUUUAUGCUAAAGCAACAGACUGCAGAGAAACCAAUCGGACUUUGUAGAAAUUAGAGAAUUAGAAUAUGUUGAAUUUCUUACUAACAUUUGAUUUUCAUAAUUAGAGUUUUGAUUUUUGAAUCAGAGACCUAAAAUAAUCCGUAGAUACAAGUAGGCACCAAAAUGCUACCUAACGUUAGGAUUUGCAGGAGCGAGCACUCGUGACCAUGGAGAAAAUUGAGACACAGCUGUAAAGCUAACAAGCUGACUUGGAACCCCUUUAAGCACAUCGAACAUGCUCCCCAUUCAAUUUUUCCAUCGUUAAAACCAUUCCCAAUCUCAGUUUUUAAUAUUUUUUUCUUUCAUAAAACUAUGUUCAUCCCGUGAUCCACUCACUCUCUUAAUUGCGAUUCCCUCGGCGUUUAUCUCCAUUCCUCGCUAAACGAUAAAAAGCGAAAUUCCCACUAAAAUUUUAUUGCAAGUUUGCAACUUUACCCUCUUUUUCUACCCAUCAGAAAUGGAGUCGCUGGAAAGCCGCGGGUUUUGUUUCUUUCAAUGGACCGUAUGGUUUCUUCCUUGGUUAUCCUUUCUGUUAUGGUUUUGCUUUUUGGAAGUUUUGCAGAAUCAGUUCUUGUGCCCAAUCAACUGCUCCAGCGGUGAAAGGGCAGCUGCUGCUUCGCAUUUUGUUGCUAGCAGUCCAUUUGACUAUAUGGGACAUGAUACAGAGGCUCUAUGCUUGCAGCAAACUACGCAUAGUCGAAUGCCAUCCACAAAUCACCUUUAUAUCCAAAGUCACUCGUCUGUACGGACUAGGACCAGUGCAAGAAGAAGUCAUAAUGCUGUUGGAGAAGAUAACAUUAUAUUGAACCCUAGAUUUGGGGAUGGCCUUAAUAAUUGGUCUAGCAAAGGCUGCAAGAUUGAACUGCAUGAAUCUAUGGUAGACGGAAAAAUCAUUCCGCAAUCAGGAAAAGUCUUUGCUUCUGCAACAGAAAGGACAGAAAAGUGGAACGGAAUUGAACAAGAGAUCACUGGAAGAGUACUGCACCAUGUUGCUUAUCAGGUCACAGCAGUGGUUCGCAUAUACAGUGACAAUGUCACCAGUGCUGCUGUACAGGCCACUUUGUGGGUUCAAGAACAAGAUCUUCGUGAAGAGUACUUGGCCAUUGCCAAUUUGCAGGUUACAGAUAAUGAUUGGGUACAGUUACAGGGAGAGUUCCUUCUUAAUGCUUCCCCAUCAAGAGCAAUAAUAUAUUUAGAAGGUCCACCUCCAGGAACUGAUAUACUUAUAAAUAGUUUAAAUGUGAAGCAUGCAGAGAAAAUCUCUGCAUCAGCUCGACCAGUUUCUAAGGAUGUCCCUUUUGGAAUGAACAUAGUUGAUAAUAGCAAUCUUGAUGAUGGCACCACUGGAUGGUUUCCUCUUGGUAACUGUGCUUUGAGUACUGAAACUGGUUCACCACGUGUAUUGCCUCCAAUGGCAAGAGAAUCUCUUGGACCUAAUAAGCCUCUAAGUGGCCGGUACAUUUUGGUAACCAAUCGUUCAGAUUCUUGGAUGGGUCCUGCACAAAUGAUAACUGAUAAAUUGAAACUCUAUUUGACAUAUCAAGUAUCUGCUUGGGUUCGUAUUGGCGCUGGAGCAACUGGCUUUCAGAUUUUGAAUGUUGCACUUGGUAUGGAUGGAGAAUGGAUAAAUGGGGGUGAAAUUGAGUCCAGUGAUAACAAGUGGCAUGAAAUUGGUGGGUCAUUUAGAAUUGAGAAGCAACCAUCUAAUGUUAUGGUUUAUGUACAAGGUCCUGCUUCAGGUGUUGAUUUGAUGGUGGCAGGACUUCAGAUUUUUCCUGUAAAUCGGAAAGCAAGGUUUAAGUAUUUGAAGAAGCAAACUGAGAAGAUACGCAAGCGUGAUAUCAUCCUAAAAUUUUCAGGAUCAGAAACAAGCAAUUUUCUUGGCAACUUUGUUAAAGUUGAACAGACACAAAACAGUUUUCCUUUGGGAUCAUGUAUAACCAGAACCAGCAUGGACAAUGAUGCAUUUGUUAAAUUUUUAGUUAAAAACUUUAACUGGGUUGUGUUCGAAAAUGAAAUGAAGUGGUCAUGGACCGAACCACAAGAGGGUAAAUUCAAUUACAAGGAAACUGACGAGCUUGUGGACUGGUGCAAGAGCCACAACAUGGAAAUGCGAGGUCACUGUAUAUUUUGGGAAAUGGAGUAUGCAAUUCAAUCAUGGGUUCGAUCCUUGAAUGGGAUUGACUUGAUGACUGCUGUACAGAAUCGUCUAACAGACCUUCUCACUCGCUACAAAGGAAAGUUCAGACACUAUGAUGUGAACAAUGAGAUGCUGCAUGGAUCAUUUUAUCAAGAUCGACUGGGUAAAGAUAUCCGAGCAAACAUGUUCAAGACUGCCCACCAACUUGACCCAUCUGCCACCCUCUUUGUGAAUGAUUACCACAUUGAGGAUGGAAGUGACAUUAGAUCAACGCCGGAGAAAUACAUACAGCAAAUUCUUGAACUCCAAGAGCAAGGUGCUCCAGUGGGAGCAAUUGGUAUUCAAGCGCAUAUCGAUGUUCCAGUUGGACCCAUUGUUUCUUCUGCUUUGGAUAAAUUAGGAACUCUUGGUCUUCCAAUCUGGUUUACAGAACUUGACGUGUCUUCUGCUAAUGAGUAUAUUAGAGCGGAGGAUUUGGAAGUAAUGCUCCGCGAGGCUUAUGCACAUCCGGCAGUUGAAGGUGUGAUUCUAUGGGGAUUCUGGGAGUUGUAUAUGUCCCGGAAAUAUGCUCAUCUAGUGAAUGCAGAUGGUAAAAUCAAUGUAGCAGGUAAAAGAUUCCUUGCUCUUAGGAAAGAGUGGCUCUCUCACGCUAAUGGUCAUAUUAAUGAGCAAGGAGAGUUCAGAUUUAGAGGAUUUCGCGGGACGUACAAUAUUGAAAUUAAUUCCUCUUCAAAGAAAGUUAACAAGACAAUUGUUGUUGACCAGGGUGAGUUACCACUUGUUGUCUCUAUUGACUUGCAAGACUUUUAGGCGUUUGUUAUUCUUAAACUAGUAAUCAUUAAAUGUUAGAAUUACUAAUCAGUUGCUAUUUUCCUUAUAUAGAAAGACAAUUCAAAGGAAUGUCUUUCUCGUCUGCAAGUUCUUAUGGUGAUCUACAGUCUGCAAUAACAUCAUCUUUUAAAUCUUCUC
Molecule: messenger RNA, 3165 nt
Organism: Ricinus communis (castor bean)
Lineage: Eukaryota; Viridiplantae; Streptophyta; Magnoliopsida; Malpighiales; Euphorbiaceae
Product: endo-1,4-beta-xylanase 1
Exons: 6
Coding region: 514-3006 (830 amino acids)
Biological process (GO): carbohydrate metabolic process
Molecular function (GO): hydrolase activity, hydrolyzing O-glycosyl compounds
Source: RefSeq, a predicted model, not a curated record